This is a messenger RNA of Aspergillus affinis, 1728 nucleotides long. RefSeq lists its product as uncharacterized. The record is from RefSeq and is a predicted model, not a curated record. Lineage: Eukaryota; Fungi; Ascomycota; Eurotiomycetes; Eurotiales; Aspergillaceae. Bases 1 to 1728 code for a protein of 575 amino acids. The transcript has a single exon.
AUGUAUAAUACGGCCCCAGAUACCCCGUCCCCAGUCUAUCCGGACAGGCUGAUUCGUCCCCUUCCCAAACGUACCCUGCGCUCGCGCUUGUCCUCCGAUGCGGCCGAUACAAUCCUCUAUCCUCCGACCCCCCCGGCAGCGCAGCUCUUCUAUGGAGGCGGUGCGGACAGCAGGGAAGCCGUGAAUGAAUCCAAGAUAUACGUGCAACAGAGUGACGGCCCGGCACCGACACUCGAGCGGGAACCUCAGCUGCUGUAUGAGAACGGGGUCGACUUGGAGAGCGGGGACGAGGAUGUUCCAGUGGUGGUUCGUCGCAGUGCCGGCUUCCGCGGGUCGUCCUUGUCGCCGACUGCACCACCCCAUCCGCUCCCCAGCAACGGGGAAGGGCCACCGACCAAGACACCUUCGGCAGGUCCCGACGGGUACGAUGCCUUCGAGAACACUAACAACAAGAAGAAACGCAAGAUCCCCACCCCGGGCAGCCUAGGGAGUAGUCAUCACUCCACCCUCUCACCUGAAUUCUCCAACAUGGGCCUGGCCACCUCUGUCCAAACACCUCCCCCGCAGAUGGAUGGAAGCCACGUGAGUACCUUUUAUGGAACGGGGAGCCCGGCAUCGCCAGUCGCCAAUGCAGUCGCCAAUGGAAAUUCGGGGCCGGGACGUGGCCGUCUGGCGCGUCCGCCUCGCAACGCUCCGUCGAGGGCUCCUCAAGCGAUCGUUCACGCGCAGGCUGGCAUGAAUCAAAGUCGAGUCUCUGGUCGUCGGGACGGUCUGCUGCCCUCUUCGGGGCCAGCAGGUAUGUUGGAUAAAGGUGCUUUGGGGGAGGGCGAUCCGGCCCCGAAAUCUGAGCCGGGAAUCAUCUCCGCCGCCAUCGCCAAUGCUGCCGCUGCGGCGUUUUCGUCGCCUCCUCGCGCGGGCAACGUCAGUAUGCUCGAACAAAGGCGGCCCACCACGCCCACCAAAACCCAGUUCACCUUUACGUGCGAAUCGGACUCGUCCAAGGGGAUGGCCAUGCAGCCGCAGAACACCCAUCCAGUUCAGCAUCGCUCUCCCCGGUCUCCUAACUCUGUCACCCCCACGGCACCGAACCCGCGCGCCUUUUCCACGCAAGGAACACAGACCAGCCCGCCGGCCGCCUCGCAAAUGAAACCACCAGUCGCGGGCGCCGAACCGCCACCGGCCGGUCGGAAGAAGAAGCGUUCCCCGGGUAGCAUUUACGCCUUGGCCGCGCGACAGCGGAAGGUUCAGCAGCAGUACACCAACCUUCAGCAUCCGCCCGGCCUGGAAGACAUCUGGAUCUGCGAAUUUUGCGAGUAUGAGAGUAUAUUUGGCCGCCCUCCCGAGGCGCUGAUCCGACAGUACGAGAUCAAGGACCGCAAGGAACGCAAGCGCUUGGCGGAGAAGAAGCGACUGUUGGAGAAGGCAAAGAUGAAAGGACGCAAGAACAAGAAAGCGACGAAGAACGCUGCCAAGAAUGCACCCAGCCAACCAGCGGCAUAUGAGCCGGAGUACGACCGGAGCGCCGUAGACCAUUCAUCUACAGGACCACCGGAAGCGCACGAAGACGAUGAUUAUCCCGCCCACGACUACGAGGACGAAACCGUCGCCGAACCGCCUCCCGCACCGCCUCCCGCCACGCUCAAGUCGCCGUUGCCGCCAGGGCCGCCGCCGAAGAUGGCCUCCAGCGUCAAAGGCGCAGCCGACGGAGGGACCAAUCGACCGCCCUGA